AAAGAUUAUUUUCUUUGCAUUUAAAUUUUUGGUUUAAAAUGCAUUUUCUCAUAAAUUCGUCUGAAGAUGCAGAUCAAAGUGGCUACAACAACAACUACAUUGCACGAUAAAUUUCUGAAAAAUACCAAAAAAUCUGGGAAAAGGUUUUAAAUCAUUGAUAACAGAAUAAAGUUGUUGAUAAAUACUCACUGGUGAUAGACUUGAAACGUUAAGCAUGGACACAAAUGAUACAGCAGCCUGUGCGGAAAAUAAUGUCAGCAGUGGCUGUCAUGGAAAUACAGAACUGAAAUAUUCAAAUGAUGUUCCUGAAGUCACUGAAGUUACUCAAAGACUUAGAGAACUGACCUGUGAAGAGAGAGAGGCUUUAGAAAAAGACAAAAGGGUUGUUACAGAGUUUAAACAGAAGAAGUUUGAAGCUGAAGCCCAGAAAAAUUGGGAUUUGUUCUAUAAAAGAAAUACAACAAAAUUUUUUAAGGACAGGCAUUGGACAAAAAGAGAGUUUUCUGAGCUUGUACAGACUAAGGGUUCUGAAAAGACUGUGAUAUUUGAGGUCGGAUGUGGUGUAGGAAACUUUAUGUUCCCAUUGCUAGAGGAAGAAGAAAAUAUUUAUUUCUAUGCCUGUGAUUUUUCAAAGCGAGCUGUGGAGUUUGUAAAGGAAAAUCCAUUAUAUGAUGCAGCGCGUUGUUGUGCCUUCCAUUGUGACAUCACAGAGAAUGAGUUAUCAAAUCAUAUAACAGAGAAUUGUGUUGACGUGGCAACCAUGAUAUUUGUUUUAUCAGCAAUACACCCAGAGAAAAUGGUCACAGCUUUACAUAAUGUAUAUACAGUAUUGAAGCCUGGAGGGUGUUUGUUGUUCAGAGACUAUGGACAGUAUGAUUAUGCCAUGUUGAGGUUCGCACCUGGUCAUAAGUUGUCUGAAAACUUCUAUGUUAGACAGGAUGGUACAAGAGCCUUCUAUUUCACCAUUGAGAAGCUAAAAGAAGUUGCAGAGUCAGCAGGUUUUAUUUCCACAUCAUGUGACUAUGUACACAGACAGACUGUUAAUAAAAAAGAAGGUCUUUCAGUUCCAAGGAUAUUUGUUCAAGCAAAAUUUGUAAAACCAAAGUCUUGAGAGUGAUAUAUGACUAUUUAACAACAGUGUAUAAAUUUAUGACAUGAAGUAAAAUAUUGGAUGGUUUCUAAACUGUGAAGAUGUUUAUAAGAGUGGUUAUUAAAAGAAGAGGAAGUAGAUUGUAGUAUGAUGUUAUUGGUCUACAAUUGAUCAAAUCUAUUGUCAUCAGCUAAUAACACAGCCUACAACAGUAACAUUUCAUAAAAACACGACAGGGGUUCCAUUGCUGUGUGGUUUAUAGAAUCAGUUAUGCCUUGCUGCAUCGUGAGGUUCUGUUCCCAGUAGUGAAAAUUACUGUAAGGUUGGUGUGUAUAACAUGAGACUUUGAUAAAAUGAUAUCUGAAAUGUUUUACAGAGAAGUGCCUGCAUCAUGAGUUCUGUUGUUUACCAGCUUAACUUAACCCUUAAAGUGCUGGAACCGAAAACGUUAAGCCUUUGCCACCAGUAUAGAGCUAGGACAGUCUGCACAUCUAUGCAAUCUGACCAGGCUCUAUACUGUUGGCUGACAAACAUUAAAUAUUCAAAUUUAUAUAUCCCUAAAAUUGAUAAUGGACAGUCCCAAAAAUGGAAGUGGGACAAGUCCAUUUAAAAUAUUCAGCAGGUUCAGGGCUAAAAUUUGCCUGAUGACCAUGAUAAUGUGACUAAGAAUUAGAACUAUUGGAAGUUACACUGUGUUUGUUGUAUGAUAUUAAUAUCUCAAUGUAUAA
This is a messenger RNA of Ruditapes philippinarum (Manila clam), 1818 nucleotides long. RefSeq names its product tRNA N(3)-methylcytidine methyltransferase METTL6-like. The record is from RefSeq and is a predicted model, not a curated record. Bases 215 to 1111 code for a protein of 298 amino acids. The transcript has 6 exons. NCBI's taxonomy places the organism in Eukaryota, Metazoa, Mollusca, Bivalvia, Venerida, Veneridae.